CAUGAUCCUUGAGGUCCCUUCCAACCCGGGUCAUUCUGUGAUUCUGUGCAGCACAGGCUGUAUGAGCUGCAUGGAGAAUCUCGCUGAGGUGAAGCUCUGUUUGCUGCAGCACUGUGCUGUGUGGCAAUCUCAGAGAGGGCGAAUGGAGCUUUAAACAGCAGCCUGCAAUUAGAUCAGAUUUAACAAGCUACAAUGAAACCGUACUGUCACUUUAUGCCUGCUUCUUGCAGAAGAUGCUGUCGGAUUCUGCUCAGAUUAUUUAGCUUACUUUCAGACUGGCUGUAAGCAGCACGUAGCUCAGGUAUCAUGCUUUAAGGGAACAAUUGUAUGUUGUUUUUUUACUUUAAAUGACAGUUUUCUGUGCUAUUUUUGUUCUCUGUCACAGAAUCUUUCCUGUUUAGAGUUGCACAGAUGCCGUUAGCUAAAGAAGAGGGUAACUGUAGGCCGGGGAUUAGAUCUCACAUACCAACUGGUGUCCAAAACCUGUCCCUUGAUGAUUUCUCGUAAGCACUGUGUUUUUCAGCAAAAUGCAGAAGGGCAGUGGACUGUUAAGGAUAAUAAGAGUCUAAAUGGAGUUUGGCUUAAUAAACAGCGCCUGGAUCCUUCAAGAACCUAUCCUAUAGCAGAAGGAGACCGUAUCCAGUUGGGAGUGCCUUUGGAAAACAGAGAGACUGCUGAAUUUGAGUAUGAAGUAAUUAAAGAGGAGUGGGAGAAAAUCAAACCCUUUUUAGCCCAAAGGAGUGACCUGGGGAAAGCUAGGACCUCAAGACCUAAACGUAAAUUUACUUUGGAAGAAUCGGAGACAUGUGGAUCAGAAGGCCCUUCAAAUUCCAGAUCCAAAAGGGACAGAGUGUCGUGUGAUGGAGAACCUUUGAGUAAUACAUUGGGAAGAGUAGGAGAGGCAGAACAGUUGACAGACAAGGGGGUUGUCAGGCUGCCCUCUCCUGGAUCAAGUGAGGACGAUGGUGGUCCAGUGCGUGGUAGCCUUGAUUGCUCUGAGAAAGCUGUGGCUGUUGCUCACAAGGACCAGAAACACUCCGCUCUUUCUCAGUCAUGGACUGGCCUGGAAAAGCUGAGGAAAAAUCUCACAGAUAUAAAGAAAUUAAAAGUCAAAGUGCAGGAGAAACAGACAGCAGUUCUGAAUGCGAAGCAGAAGCGCAGGAAGGCUGCUCAGAAGACGAUCCUAGCAAUGGAAAAGGAACUGCAAGAGUUGCAGGACAAACUGUGCACAGAACAAGUACAGCAUCAGCAGCAGGUGGAAGAGCUGGAGAGGACAUUCUCCAAAGAGAAGCAGAAGCUAGAGGGAGUAAAAGGGCAGGAUGGGGAAGAGAAUCUGAAGGAGCAGCUGGUCCAGGUUCUGCAAGAGCAUCAUGCUUUGAUGGAAGAACUGAGCCGUAGUAAAAAAGAUUUUGAGGAGAUAAUUCGAGCCAAGAAUAAAGAACUGGAGGAAACCAAAGUGGAGAAAGAAAAAGUAAGAGCCCAAAAAGAAGAAGUGUUGAAUCAGAUGAAUGAUGUGUUAGAGAAUGAGCUGCAGUGCACAAUCUGUUCUGAGCACUUCAUUGAGGCAGUCACUCUGAACUGUGCACACAGCUUCUGCUCCUAUUGUAUAGACGAGUGGACAAAACGCAAAGUGGAAUGCCCUAUCUGCAGGCAGGAGAUUAAGUCAAAGACACGCUCUCUGGUGCUGGAUAACUGCAUUGACAGGAUGGUGGAAAAUCUGGAUGUGGAAAUGAGAGAGCAUCGCCUGACCUUGAUCAGAGAGCGGAAAGAGAAACAAAAUGCGAUGGUGAACCCAGCCACGGACAAUGACAGCAGCAUCGUUCCUUCCAUCUACUCCAUCUUGUCAAUCAGCAAUUGUGACAGUGAGGAGGAUUCUUACUAUAGUGGAAGCUACUGUGUUAUCUAAACAAUAUAACUUCAGGAUGAUUUGCCUGAAUGCUAACCAGAAACAACUUAAUGGAAUUUGGUUUGUUACUGCUGGAUGAGUGGACUGGGCACCUGGAAGGAGAGAUUCUGUGAAGAAGCUGGAACUGGAGCCAAGAACUAGCAACAUUUGGAAGAAUGACUUUAUUUUUUAAGAGAAUGUACAGAAGCUUGAUCUCUCAAAGAAGACUGGGAUUGUGGGAGAACAAACUGCUAUUAUGCUAUAGAUGGUUGAUAUAUAAAACCUAGGUUUCCAGGAUCACUUCUGACAUACUCGGUGUGGUGUAUAUGUUUCAAUGUGUCACUGCUGUUUUCUGAGUGAAUGACGUGUUUGAAUGUGUAAACCAGUUUCCCUUACUUCAUCCAGCAGGGAGCAUAACAAAAGAUAUUUGAGAACUUGGUCAUUUACACCAGCUAACAGGAGAGAUAUAUUAGAAAAGCAUACGAACAUGGGGUUUUCCUCAAGAUUUUCAUUUCAGCUGGAGUAAUCCUAAGGCUUUCUGCCCAUUAAGUUAAAAGGUGGGUUAUGGACCAUGUCAACCUUAAGCGCAUAAAUAUGAAGUAAGGUGAGUUGCUGGCUUGUUUGUUCAGUUGAUGUUACUCAUUUUCUGUUGGAUGGGGAUAGAGAAGAUUAAAUCUUCCAGAAUUCCUUAGUUUGUGCUCUUUUCAUACAACAUCUUUGGUUUGUUCCCUGCGUAAAGAGUUUUAGAACUGUGAAACAGCAUGUCCAGAAGUUAUUAACAGUGACUUCAGAAAUACUUUCAGUUCUUGUCAGCAAUGAAAUGUGCUGUUGACGGGGUAGUUAUGCAGCAUCUAUAGGCAACCACAAGUAACUACUUAGUUCUGUCAUUUACAAAACAUUGCUAUUGAGCUGUGGCCUUGCUACCCUCAGAGUUCAUCUCUAAGACAAAGCAAGUCUUGCUCCAUCCUAUCGCAUCUCUGAAAUAAUAUGAAAUUGUCUAUGAAAUUCCAUUUUCAGUGGCAUAUGUCUUUGACUUAACUUUUACAUGGGCCUGUUACGUCACUGUUAGUGGAGGAUGAGGGAAGCCCUCAUUUGUAAUAUUUAUUUGGCUGUUUGUAUGUCCUUUCCUUGUUUCUGUGUUUAUUUUGCUGAAGAAGGAAAACAUAAAUCCAUUUACGCAUUAGUCUUCCUUGAUGCAAACACUGAGAUAAAUGUCUUUCUCCUUGUUAUUGUUGAAUUUAUUGAGAAAACCCAGAUUGUUUCUUUUUAAUGACUUUGCUUCAUGUUUUCAUUGCUGUAGUAGUUUGACUGUUUUAAGAUUAUUUGAGACACCGUAUGCAGGAAUUGAUAAAAGAUGUCCUAUCUCUUCAAGCCUGUGUUAGCAGUAGCUAUCUUACCAGUAAUUUAGAACAUACAAUUGUAUCUCUUGUUUUCUCCUACUAAAGAAAGAUGCCAUUAAAAAGGAGCAUGAAUGAUUUCCUAA
This is a messenger RNA of Coturnix japonica (Japanese quail), 3368 nucleotides long. Lineage: Eukaryota; Metazoa; Chordata; Aves; Galliformes; Phasianidae. The record is from RefSeq and is a predicted model, not a curated record.